Molecule: messenger RNA, 1104 nt
Organism: Chanos chanos (milkfish)
Lineage: Eukaryota; Metazoa; Chordata; Actinopteri; Gonorynchiformes; Chanidae
Gene: samd14
Product: sterile alpha motif domain containing 14
Exons: 8
Coding region: 1-1104 (367 amino acids)
Biological process (GO): actin filament organization; calcium-mediated signaling; neuron projection development
Cellular component (GO): dendrite; cytoplasm; postsynaptic density
Molecular function (GO): actin filament binding
Source: RefSeq, a predicted model, not a curated record
AUGUCUUCCUCUCCACUAGCAGAGACAGAAGGAGAUGUGUUUGAUCUGACAGCAGCAGUCCCUGAAACCGAGCGACUGGACACCAGUCUCCAAAAAGCUAGAGCACAGCUGUCAGUCAAAGCCCGGAGGCAACGCCCAUCUCGGUCCCGCCUCAGAGACAGCCUAAGCUCUUUCGAGGGAGAUGAGAGCCUUGACAGAAAGAAUAGUAGCAGCCCACUGCCCAGCACCUACUCUCCAUUCCACUCCUCCCUUCACUCUUCCUCCCCUUCUUCUGAUCUCCUCCUCUCCUCCUCUCCUCCACGGAGAGAAAGGGCCUUCACUUUUGAUACCUGUCAGCAAAAGGAUAAUCGGGAAGCCCAGGGGAGAAGGGGGUAUAGACAUCUCCUAAACACCUCCUCUCAAGAAGCUUUGCUCCCCAUGCCUUCUAGCUCUCCCUCCAGGACAUGCGCCAAAUCAGAGACCUCCUCCCCGGCCCAUGUGCCUUCGGGAGAACAGGUCCGGACGCACCAGGUGGAACAUACUAACCGUCAACAGACAGACUACACUCAGCUGCACCAGGAGGACAACUCCCACAGUGAAGAUGACAGUCAUGACAUAGGUCCAGAUGAACCGGGCAGCCCCACUGUGCUCUUGGACAAGAAGAGUCGGAGACGAUUCCUGGACCUGGGAGUAACCUUUCGCCGCACUUAUGGGAAAGUGAAAAAAGACAGAACCAACAGAUUGUCUGCAGGAAAUCGAGAAGGGGAGAGAGCUGAGAGCCGCUCCUCUCACUCCUCUGGGCCUCCAUUUGUGCCUUUCUCCUGGUUCAGCGACAGAAUCAGAGGAUCUGCCUCCAGUAAGUCUUCCUCCAAGGAGCCAGGAAAAUCAAACUCACAGGGAUCUGGCCUGGAUCGAGAAUCACAGUCUUUGCAGCCUUACCAGAGCCUGUCCGAGUACUCUGAUGAGGGUAGUAACGGCAGUUCUGUAGACCCCAGCUUAACGACUGAGACCAGAGAAACAUCAUGUGACGUUGAAAAUGAACAGAAAGCUCAGAGGACACAGAGGCUCAGUGGGACUCAUUCAAAGCAGGACUAUGAAGAUGGACAAAAAUUACUGACGACUUGA